AUGGAGGGGAGAUCAGGAAAGGUCAAGGAAUCCGUAGGUCUUGACCGGGCAUGCGGGCAUGGUCCAGAUGACAUCUGCACCUUGUCGGUGCCCGUCACCAACCGGAUGUCAUCAGCUCCUAGCGUUGAUGAAGCAUAUGCGGAAGGACCUUUCCGUAGGAGACGGACUGCGGAUGUUCUAGCGGUCAAACUCAUUCUAUGGGCCGUUGAUCCCGAUGUAAGUUACCUCGAUUGUCCUGCCCCCUAUCCGUACCAAGACCACAUCAACAUGGUACUAACCCUGAUCAAGGGUGGAUAUCAUUCAUCACAGCCCGCGGAUGGAUGUGCCUCUCCCCCUGAUGAAGGUUUCCACACACCUUCCAGGAACGGAAAGGAAGCUGGACUGCCAUUAUGCAUCCCUGGAACGAUUCUCGCGAAGUCCCUUUCUUCGUACAGUACUUUGGCCAUCCACACGCAACUUUCCCAUCAUGUGUCCACUAAUGCAAGUUGGAAUCACCCAAACUGCGGCGCAUUUGUGACGAAGAUUUGA
Molecule: messenger RNA, 528 nt
Organism: Colletotrichum paranaense
Lineage: Eukaryota; Fungi; Ascomycota; Sordariomycetes; Glomerellales; Glomerellaceae
Exons: 1
Coding region: 1-528 (175 amino acids)
Source: RefSeq, a predicted model, not a curated record